AUGAAUACAAAUGUAGCCGUUCUAUUGUCAAGUAUAACAUCCUUCAUAUUGAUUCUUCAAAGUUUAUUGGGUGAUUUUUCUGUCCCUUCAUUUAUCGAUAUUACUAGUCCUGUUUGUUCAAUACCAUUUUAUUUAUUUUGUUGUUGUUCGACAUCAAUCUAUUAUUCCUAUUGUCUUCAAUCACUUUAUCGUCUAUGUCGUGUUAUAUUCUACAAAUACAAAUAUUUUCAAAAGUAUUCACUGUAUAUUGUUCUUUGCAUUUUAAAAUGGUUAUUUUCAUUUUUAAUUCAAUUACCUCCAUUAUUAUGGAAUUAUAUUAUUUAUUUACCAAAUGAAUUCUAUUGUAUAGCACCUAUGUUCAAUCUAAAAUUUGCUGCUUACGUUUGUUCUAUACUCUAUGGCUUAUCAAUAACAAUUAUUUCAUUGAUUUACGUCUGGAUUAUUUAUUAUAUAAAACAGCAAUCAUCGCAGACAUUAAAAAAUCGUCAAAAUCAACGUGAUCUCAUUAUAAUUAAACGUAUAUUAAUAACACUCGGUAUUUUAAUCAUAUUAGGUAUACCAAUUAUUGUAUUUAUUCUACUUUUUAUUUUAACGAAUUAUUGGCCAUCGUUUGCUUAUCGAUUAAUAUGGAUGACAAUUUCAUUUUCAUUUCUUUUUCUUAAUUUAUCAUUGAUCUAUUUUACAUCACAGUGGAAACAAUCAGUGAAACAAUUAUGGAACAACCGACGACGACAACGAUAUAUCCUAUGUAAUAUGCCAGUUACAUUAAAUCUGAACACUGUGAAACAUAUUUAG
Didymodactylos carnosus is the source of this 795-nucleotide messenger RNA. NCBI's taxonomy places the organism in Eukaryota, Metazoa, Rotifera, Eurotatoria, Philodinida, Philodinidae. The record is from the annotation of a GenBank genome assembly.